GGAGGCUUUGAUCAGCAUUGACUAUCACUAACAACAUCUGGCAAUUUGUCACGUGAAAGAAACAAUUUCUCCUUCAAUUACAAGUGAUACGUUUUUGAUAGUUUUAAAAUUCAUAUUUUAAUUAUACAAAUAUAAUGAAUUUGUGAUUUUCAUAAUUCAUUGCAAAACAGUGUAGUAAAAAUAAAACAAAAUUUUUUUAAUUAUUCAUGACAAAUCGUUAUCAUUUAGUAAGAUCUGGCAAAAUGUUUACAAAAAGAAAAAUCGACCCAGAACUGGAGAAGCUGAGGAAUGAAGUACAAGGACCACCAAAUUUAGAUAUUAUCAUUUUGAAUAUCCAGAAAAUAUCAUCACGUAUUCAUGCUGGAUAUUUAUUCGAACAUGUUGGCAAAGCUACACUGCAGAAGCUAUGUUUGUUGCUGAGCUCAACAGCAGCAGGGAAAAUGUACGAUGGCUGGCAAGAGUUUGCAGCAUACAUGGGUUUAACAAUGGAGCAGAUACGUUGCAUAGAUUAUGACUUUAAGGGUCUUCAAGAUCCAACAUAUUACGUGCUUCUGACUUAUAUACAAUCUCCAGAAGCAACAAUGGACAAAAUUUUUAGUGCUUUGCAAAAGAUGCAACGAUUUGAUAUAAUAAAUCAAAUUAAGGAUUAUGUGUGUGAUCUAAUCAAUGUUCUAUCACAAUGUGCCACGAAUGAAGGAUUUGAAAUAAUUCAACCUGGGUAUCUACCAAAAGCACCAUUAGUUCUAAGUCCUAUUUUAACUAGAGAAUGCAAAUCCGGAAUGAAACAAAAUGAAUUAAAAUGCACACCAUAUGAUAUUCAACAGAAGAAUACUAAACAAAGAUAUGGCUGCAUAGUUAUGCUAACUUUUGCGGACGAUGGUUUACCAACUGCGGAAUGUAUUACAAAAAUAUUUAGAUCCAAGCAACCCCGAAUCGGCGUGCUUAUAUUGCAAGAGCAAGAAAAAGGCGUCUACAGUCGAGCUGAAGAAUUUAUAGACGAUUGCUUUAAACAGGUCGAUUAUAUUAUACCAAUAUUAACAAGAGGAUACAUUGAAAGAAUAAAUAAUAUUGCAAAGAUACAUGAGAUAUAUAAUAAUUUAGAUGAGAAAUACUUGAAAUAUAUAUAUUCUUUGUUGAGAUAUGAAUACGUGAAAAAUCAAUGCUGCAACAAUCGUGUAAGAUGUAUCGUGCCAGAUAAGGAUGUUUGUACGGUUGUCCGCGCAAAUCUACAUCCCACGUUACAAGCAUGGUUUCGAGAAAGUGAUAUCGACGCUUUUGUUAAUAAUAUUCUCUUUCAUAAAUUUUAAUGAAUAUUCUCUUUCAUAAAUUUUAAUGAAUAUUCUAGAUAAAGAAAUUUUAGGCUCUAUAAUGUAUUAAACAACUUCGUACACGAGAACAUCAAACCCGAGAAAAUCAUACCCGAGAAAUCUUAAUCGCUCUUUUCUUCGGUAUGAUUUUCUCGGGUUUGAUGUUCUCGUGUACGAGGUUGUUUAAUGAAUAUUCUUUUUCAUAAAUUUUUGUGAAUCGAUAUAAAUUAAAAUAAAUUUCGCAUGACUCAAAGAUAUAAAUUUAAAAAAUAUAAUAAAAAAAAUGGGCUAACAUUAAAGUCAAACAGCGAAUGUAAAGAUGUAAAUAAGUGUGAGUGUGUAUUAACUGUGCUAAAUAAUAUUGUAUUAAAAUCG
Molecule: messenger RNA, 1682 nt
Organism: Camponotus floridanus (Florida carpenter ant)
Lineage: Eukaryota; Metazoa; Arthropoda; Insecta; Hymenoptera; Formicidae
Exons: 7
Coding region: 207-1307 (366 amino acids)
Biological process (GO): signal transduction
Molecular function (GO): protein binding
Source: RefSeq, a predicted model, not a curated record